CUAAAACAAACGCAGAAGUCUGAUGUUCAUGUUUAGGGACAGACCUUUUGGUAGACACAGUAUGUAGUUUCCUCCACCAGGGGGCUCUCAAUCAAAACAAUUCUACAAUUCACUUAUCAGACUCUUUUAUCCAAAGCGACGUACAUCAGAGAGUAAGAACAACACAAGCAAGGAUCUAGAAAAAAGGGAACAAUGUCAGUAAGAGCAAACGAUCAGCUUUGAGUCUGAUUGGACACACAGGUGCUGACAGGAAGUGACCAGAGGCAAAGCACAACAUUGAGGGCAGUUCUUGAGAGCUCUAAUCAGUAUAGAAACCAUCUUAUAAGUCGUCGUUAUCAAACAAAAACCAUCGUCAUUACCAUCAUCAUCAUCAUCAAUAAUAUGGAGACCAUCAUCAUUAAGUUAGUAGGUAUUCAUGAAAGAGCUGGGUCUUUAGCUUUUUCUUAAAGGUGCAGAGGGACUCUGCAGAUCACAUGGAGUUUGGAAGUUCAUUCCACCACCGGGGGGCGACAGAGGAGAAGAGUCUAGUCAGAGACUUAGAACCCUGUUGUGAAGGUUGGAUCAGACGCCUUUCAUUGGCAGAGCGUAGUGGGGGGAGAGUGAAACAAUAACUAAAGGAUGAGGUCGAGGCUGGCGGGGAAUCAUGGGAGUGAUUCAGUCGCACCAAAUGAGUACGAUUGGCUGGUGUAGGAGGCGGCUUUUAAAAACAUACCAAGAUGAAUAUUCUGAUGCAUCUGUGAGAAAUUGUGCCCCCCCCCCCCCCCCCCCCUUGGAGAAAGAUGCAGCAGCUGUCACUGAGCACCUGCAUGUCGGUGCAUUGGUUUGGUUUUGUGUGUGACUGUCCGGUCUGCAGGUCAGAGUGACUGAGACCUGUGAGUGUAAACAAAGAGGAGUUAGUGAUCAGAGUCUCUCUCAGGGCCGUGACGCUGACCCUCUGAGAUCCAAUCAGGUCCUCAUUGAACCCUGAUAAAAUCCUCCUCUCUGCCAAACAUCAGUGUGACUCUCACAUGCAGACAUGUGGAGGUUUGUGUUGGUGCUGCUGGUGGUUUGGACAUGGCCGAGCUCGGCGCUGGUCAGGGUCCCUCUGAGGCGGCUGCCCACAAUCCGUAGCCAGCUGCGUGUUGAUGGCUCAUUGCAGGAGUUCCUGAAGGAUCACCAUCCUGACAUGUUGGGUCGACGCUACGCUCAGUGCUACCCGCCUGGCACGCUAUCACUGAGGCUCGGACGCUACAGCGAAAAGAUCUACAACUUCAUGGACGCUCAGUAUUAUGGAGAAAUCAGUUUGGGGAAUCCGGAGCAGAACUUCUCCGUGAUUUUUGACACCGGAUCAUCCGACCUCUGGGUCCCGUCAUCCUACUGUGUCAGCCAAGCCUGCGGGUCGCACGUACAAUUCAAGGCGUUUGAGUCGACUACGUUUCACCACGAUGGUCGGAGGUUUAGGAUUAACUAUGGAUCGGGACACCUGCUGGGAGUCAUGGCCCGAGACACACUGAAGGUCGGGGGUCUGACCGUCCUAAAUCAAGAGUUUGGGGAGUCUGUCUACGAGCCAAGUGCUGCGUUUGUGACGGCCAAAUUUGACGGGGUUCUUGGGAUGGCUUACCCAGCCCUGGCGGAGAUCCUGGGAAACCCUGUUUUUGACAACAUGUUGGCGCAAAAGGCGGUGGAGGAGCCCGUCUUCUCUUUCUACCUCAGCAGGACAACGGGUGACAGCAGCCCUGAGGGCGAGCUGUUGCUGGGUGGAACCGAUGAGACGCUUUUCACUGGACCAAUCAACUGGCUCCCUGUGACUGCUAAAGCGUACUGGCAGAUCCAAAUGGACAGUGUCGCUGUUCAAGGUGUGAGUUCGUUCUGUCGUCACGGUUGCCCAGCGAUCGUCGAUACUGGAACCUCCCUCAUCACCGGACCAACCAAUGACAUCCACCACCUUCAGCAGCUGAUCGGAGCCAGUCCAACAAAUAAUGGAGAGUUCCUUAUCGACUGUGCCAGAUUGUCCAGUUUGCCUCAUGUGACGUUCAUCCUGGGAGGAAAAGAGUACACACUCACUGCCGAGCAGUACGUUAGGAAGGAGAUGUUGGGAGACAGGGAGUUGUGUUUCAGUGGUUUCCAUGCCGUGGACAUCAUGACCACUAAAGGUUCGCUGUGGAUUCUGGGAGAUGUAUUUCUGACACAGUUCUACAGCAUAUUCGACAGAGGACUAGACCGCGUUGGCUUCGCUACCGCUAAGCAUUCCAGCGCAGAAUAACACACAUUUGUUAUCGAUAUUUGAUAACUGUUUGAUCAACACACGUUGUACAAUUAAAAGACCUUAACAGCA
Messenger RNA from Labrus mixtus (cuckoo wrasse), 2314 nucleotides. It is a transcript of the gene nots, whose product is annotated as nothepsin. The record is from RefSeq and is a predicted model, not a curated record. Gene Ontology annotation, biological process: proteolysis. Gene Ontology annotation, molecular function: aspartic-type endopeptidase activity. The transcript is spliced from 9 exons. Lineage: Eukaryota; Metazoa; Chordata; Actinopteri; Labriformes; Labridae. Bases 1016 to 2242 code for a protein of 408 amino acids.